AACAGCUGUUUAAUGUCAGAAUGUUUAUUUCCAAUUGUGAAAUUAACGGGACUGCGAUUGUUACUUUUUGAAAAUGCUUGAGGCGCGUUUAGGACAGACUUUGCUUUUGAAGAAGAUUAUUGAUGCACUUAAGGAGAUCAUCGCCCAGGGAACACUAGAUUGCAGCGAUUCCGGGUUGCAGCUUCAAUCGAUGGACAAUUCCCACGUAUCGUUGGUGGCUCUUAAUUUGCAGUCGGAUUGCUUCGAGAAGUUCCGCUGUGAUCGCAACGUCUCCUUGGGAUUGGACCUUAAAUCUCUAGCGAAGGUUCUAAAAUGUGCAAAUAGCGACGAUAGGGUCACAAUAAAAGCCAUUGACAAACCGGACAAAAUUCUACUCAGCUUCGAAUCGGAGGGAAAAGAACGGACGGCGGAAUACGAACUAAAACUGCUCAAUCUGGACGAGGACCACUUGGGAAUACCGGAUACAGAGUAUACCUGCAUCAUCCAAUUGCCUUCAAUGGAGUUUGCCCGUAUUUGUAGGGAUAUGAGCAUGUUUAGUGAAUCCCUAACGAUUGCCUGCUCCAAACAGGGAAUUAAGUUCACGGCCAACGGAGAUUUGGGUUCGGCCAACAUUAAAUUAAGUGAAGGCAGCAAAAUGGAUGUGAGCAUCGAGGUGAAAGAUCCAUUAACUCAAACCUUUGCCGGUCGUUACCUGAACACCUUUACUAGGGCGACUCCACUCGCAGAUCGAGUCAAGAUUUGCCUUUCCCCUGAGGUUCCUUUACUAGUAGAAUACCCAAUUGAAGACUUUGGUUACAUACGAUACUAUUUGGCACCAAAAGUUGAUGACGCUGAUUCCUAACCGACAUAAAGAAAAUGAAAGACAAUUGUUAUUUUUUUAGCUAAUUUUUUUAAACUAACAUGACAUCAAACAUAACUUGACCGAUUGUAAAUGCUCAUUCAUUACCCAUUUUUGUCUGAAAAUAAAUAUGGUUUACCACUCA
Messenger RNA from Drosophila ficusphila, 983 nucleotides. RefSeq names its product proliferating cell nuclear antigen 2 (gene PCNA2). Gene Ontology annotation, molecular function: DNA polymerase processivity factor activity; DNA binding. Gene Ontology annotation, cellular component: PCNA complex. The transcript is spliced from 2 exons. The record is from RefSeq and is a predicted model, not a curated record. Gene Ontology annotation, biological process: translesion synthesis; regulation of DNA replication; leading strand elongation. The coding region runs from base 74 to 841 and encodes 255 amino acids. Lineage: Eukaryota; Metazoa; Arthropoda; Insecta; Diptera; Drosophilidae.